AUGCGCGUCUCUUCGCCACACAAUGGCGGUGGAGCUGGCGGCACCGUAGCGCAGAGGUCUGCUGCUCACAGUGGCGCCAGCGCGCCGGCGAACACCACCGCCGCCACCGCAGAGCUGCACACCCCGUUGUUCACGGCUGCCGAGAACGCAGAGUUCCAGGCCAUUGUGGCGGAGUCCAACACCUUCCAUGAGUACGAGCGGCAGUAUCAAGAGGUGCUCAUGACGCUGGAGGGAGAUGACGUCCUCGACAAGUUCCGCGCGGAGUACGAGGGCCUCCACAGCUCCUUGCUGCGCAGUCAUGAGGGCGAAGGCCGGCUGCUGCGCAAGUGCACAGACCUGCAGAGCGACAUCGAUGCCUGCGCGGAGAAGGCGGUUGUGGCGGCUGAGAUGACUCUGGGUGAUCGUGACACCAUCGCCAGCCUCAAGGGUGAGACGGAGCGCACCUCCCAUAGACUGGCGGAGGUGCGGGAGAAGGAGGCGCAGCUGAAGGAGACGAUCGCCACGGUCAAGCGCGAGAUCGCGGUGCAGCAGGCGAAGGCGCAGGAUCCGAUCGAGAUGCCAGAGCAGGAGGCGGCCUUACAGAGUCUACGGCGCCUCCAUGAAACACUGCAGCGGGAGGAGGAGCAGCUGACGCAGCAGUUGCGUAGCACCUCUCUUGACAUGGCCGCCACGCAGCGGCGCAUCGCCGCACUGCUGAGCAGCAACUCCGGCAAUGCCGCUGAGCUCCGUCUGGUACGCGAGGCCAUCGCGCAGAGGGAGGAGGAGGCGCAGAGGGUGCUGGAGAGCAAGUCUAUGAAGGAGCAGGAGCUGCAGGCGGUGCGCGACACGAUCGCCCGCCGUAUCGCGUACCACACCUCUCAACAGCAUACCCUCGAGGCGCUCGUCGAGGACCACGAGCGCAACGGGCAGGAGCUGCGCGACGUCAGGCAGGAAGAGGCGCGAUUGGCCGAAGAGUACCAGGGUGUCUGCCGCCAGCUGCAAAACGUCAACACGGCUCUGCAGGAGUGCAAUGAGGAGAAUGAUCUGUGGCAGCGGCGCGUGUACGAGAAGGCGGCGGAGCUGCAGGCGCAGCAGGCCGCAGUCGCCUCCGUGCACAGGCGCUACGUCAAGGCUCAGAAGGUCGUCGAGGCCCUUCAGCGGCGCAACGCGGUUAUGGAGGUGCAGAAAUCGGAGCAGGUAGACAAGCAGUUCGACGCGGCGGCGCAGCUGAAGAGCAAGGAGGCCGCUCUCGCCCUUGCGAAGCGGGCAGCCCGCAGUGCCGCGCAGACGGCAGCGUCCGUCAGAGAGGAGGUCAACAUUCUGCAGCAGCAAAUCACCGGCGAGGCGGCCGAGCAGCAUCGCAACGCUGCGUGGCUCGCGGAGAAGCGUGGACAGAUACGCGUGCUCGAGAGCGUGCUGACGUCCUUUGAAGAGCAGAUCCAGAGGACGCACCGGGAGGUGUACGUCGUGACGCAGGAGGCCGAGUUUAGCGAGGCGAGAGCGAAGAAGCAGGCCUUUGCGUGCGCGCACCUCCUCAGCAGCAUUGAAAACAAAGAGGCGGAGCUGGCCCAGUACGAGGGGAGUCUGACCGAGUUGGAGGCACGCAUCAAGCAGCAGCAGGCGCUGCUCGAGUCGAUGGUGGCGGAGCGCAACACGUACACCUCGCACUACAACCAGCUGAAGCAAGGCCUCAGUGAGCAGCAGCAUCGGCUCUCACUGCUGCUGGCGAAGGUGCAGUCCAUGCGCAGCUCCAUUCAGAAGCGGGAGAAGGAUGUGAAGCUCGAAGUGGCACACAUCCAGCUCCUGCGGCAGCAGCAAAAGGCGCUUGAGGGGCACGUGACGGACUACCAGCGGCGGACCCACAAGAGGCAGCGGUGCGCUGAUGCGCUGGGGGAGGAGAUACAGCAGCUUCGCGCGGUUCUCAGCGAAGCAGCGGACGAGACGACCCGGCAACAGCGCCGCUGCGAUGACGUUGUGCAUGAGAGGGACAGACUCAACCGCCAAGUGACGAACCGCGCCACGGAGCUGCACGCGCUGUACGAGCAGGCCCGCACGCAGCAGUCUCUUCUUCAACACCACGAGGGUCUCUACAAUGACCAGGCACGACAGCUGGAGCACCUCCAGUACCAGACGUUGCAGUUUGCGCAGCAACUGGAGCAGAUGCGCAUGUUCGUCGCCCGCCUGCCCGAGUUGCGCGUACUGCUGAACAACGCCACACGUGAGCUGCAGCGGGAGAAGGUGCGGGUGCAGGCGCUGCUGGAUGACGCGUACCACCCCGUUAACGUGCACCCGUACCACGAGGUGGCCUCGGCAGAGCCGGAGACGUAUGCGCUGCUGCAGCGUGUGCAGAAGCUGCAGCGGGUCCUGGUCCAGCGCCAGAAUCAACUGGAGGAGCGAGAGGCGGCUAUCCAGUCGGUGGAGCAGCGCUACAUGAAAGCCAAGGCCACCGUCGCGCACCAGCCCGGGCCGGAGAUCGCGGAGCAGCUGACUGCCUAUCAGCAGAACCUCGUGAAGAAGGGCCAGCAUAUGCGGCAGAUGCAGGAGGCGCUCGAGUUCUUCAGGUCGCAGACGGACCAGUUCAAGGCUCGACAUGACGUACUGCGAGAUCGGCUAACCGAAAUGGGUAAGACGUACGCGGCUGGCCGUGCGGAGGAGGAGAGACGCUCCAGAGCAGGCGUUUUGACAGGCGCCACGUCCACCACGCCACGCCCCGACUCACCAUCCGUGACGGCUGAGCCCUUCGUAUACCGCGGCUUUGUGGCUCCUCCGCGCACCAUGGCGAGCACCGCCACCACGUCAGCAUUGCGCCUCGCACCACCCCCGCUGAGGGAGUAG
Molecule: messenger RNA, 2814 nt
Organism: Leishmania mexicana MHOM/GT/2001/U1103
Lineage: Eukaryota; Euglenozoa; Kinetoplastea; Trypanosomatida; Trypanosomatidae
Exons: 1
Coding region: 1-2814 (937 amino acids)
Cellular component (GO): cytoskeleton
Source: RefSeq, a predicted model, not a curated record